AUGGCGUCCAAAACCCUAAUUCGAACUGGAGCUUCCCUAAUGAACCGGAUCUUAUCCAAACCAUUGCUACACCCGAACCCCAAUUCGAAUCACCAGAUUGUAUCUCACGGCCUCGAAAUCACUCCCAAGCUAUUCCCAUCUCUUUCAAACUUCGACACCUCCUUCCGUUUGCCCCAAAACGACGCCGAAUCGCUGAAACGGGUCUCCUAUGAAGGGCUCGUGUAUCCUUGUGGCCUCCCUUAUCUCCCGUUCUUCUUACCUGACGGAGAUGAUUCUUCAUCAUCAGAGCCAAUGCUAUUAUUUCCAAAGCGGACGUUCCAGCCUAGUACCAUCCGACGCAAGAGGAACCAUGGAUUUUUUGCUCGCAAGGCAACCAAGGGUGGACGGAGAGUAAUUGCUAGAAGAAUAGCGAAGGGUCGAUCAAGAGUUACAGCUUAG
This is a messenger RNA of Prunus armeniaca (apricot), 438 nucleotides long. Lineage: Eukaryota; Viridiplantae; Streptophyta; Magnoliopsida; Rosales; Rosaceae. The record is from the annotation of a GenBank genome assembly.